Messenger RNA from Miniopterus natalensis, 2040 nucleotides. The record is from RefSeq and is a predicted model, not a curated record. Lineage: Eukaryota; Metazoa; Chordata; Mammalia; Chiroptera; Miniopteridae.
AGAACGAGGGGGAAGAUGAAACAGAGAUGGAAGUUGAAGAAGGACAGCAGAGAAGCCAAGAAACCAAACAUCAUCAAUUUUGACACCAGUCUGCCCACAUCGCACACGUACCUGGGGGCCGACAUGGAGGAGUUCCACGGCAGGACGCUGCACGACGACCACAGCUGCCAGGUGAUCCCGGUGCUGCCGCAGGUGGUGAUGAUCCUCAUUCCGGGGCAGACACUGCCUCUGCAGCUCUUCAGCCCUCAGGAGGUCAGCAUGGUGCGGAACUUAAUUCAGAAAGACAGGACCUUCGCGGUUCUGGCCUACAGUAAUGCCCAGGAGAGGGAAGCGCAGUUUGGAACCACAGCGGAGAUCUACGCCUACCGGGAGGAGCAGGACUUUGGGAUCGAGGUGGUGAAAGUGAAAGCGGUUGGAAGACAGAGGUUCAAAGUCCUGGAGCUGAGGACGCAGUCGGAUGGAAUCCAGCAGGCGAAGGUGCAGAUCCUGCCCGAGUGCGUGCUGCCUUCCACCAUGUCCGCAGUGCAGCUCGAGUCCCUCAACAAGUGCCGGAUGGUCCCCGCCAAGCCUGGCUCCCAGGAGGACCGCUCCUCGCUCAAGUGGUGGCAGAAGUACCAGAAGAGAAAGUUUCACUGUGCGAAUCUGACCUCGUGGCCUCGCUGGCUGUACUCCCUGUAUGACGCUGAAACAUUAAUGGACAGAAUCAAGAAGCAGCUGCGUGAGUGGGACGAAAACCUGAAGGACGAAUCCCUUCCUUCGAAUCCAAUAGACUUUUCUUACAGAGUCGCUGCUUGUCUUCCCAUUGAUGACGCACUGAGGAUUCAGCUCCUGAAGAUCGGCAGUGCCGUCCAGCGGCUUCGCUGUGAGCUGGACAUCAUGAACAAGUGUACGUCUCUGUGCUGUAAACAGUGUCAAGAAACAGAAAUCACCACCAAAAAUGAAAUAUUCAGUUUGUCCCUGUGCGGGCCCAUGGCCGCCUAUGUGAACCCCCAUGGGUACGUGCAUGAGACGCUGACCGUGUACAAGGCCUCCAACCUGAACCUGAUCGGCCGGCCGUCCACACAGCACAGCUGGUUUCCUGGGUUUGCCUGGACAGUCGCCCAGUGUAAGGUCUGUGCGAGCCACAUCGGAUGGAAAUUCACAGCCACCAAAAAAGACAUGCUACCUCAGAUAUUCUGGGGUCUGACGCGAUCUGCUCUGCUGCCCACGAUUCCAGACACCGAGGACGAGAUCAGCCCUGACAAAGUUGUGCUGUGCUUGUAGAUAUGGUAGGGAUCCAGUUAGUUAACGAGCUGGUGUUCCAAGGCCAGGUCUGCUCUGGGAAUCCUGCUGCUGAUGCAAACCCAGUACAAAGCCACGUCACAGGGAAGGUUGCUGCCUCUUAGCCACAUGGUUUUGAAGGUUUGGACUAAACUACACCAUUGAAGGGGUGAGAAAACAGCCUGACGACUUGGUUUCAGGAACACCUUGUGCAGCUCGGUGCUGAAUCCUGUGGGAGCCGGCGUCUGGUAGCAGGUCACUGAUGGGACAGGAGGACGUCUCUGAGAGUGAGAAGACUGCCUCCUGCACAGAGCACGUGUGACGAGAGGCUGGCCUUUGGAGGCCUUGGUGCAGAGCACGCCUGUGUCCGCACUCCUGGGGGCCGCGGUGCCGCAGCCAGGCUCCAGGCUCCAGUAUCUGUUCCCGUCUGAGGGCAAGGCCAUGGAUAGCAUUCUAAAGCCCAUUUAAAAGGCUCUGUACUUAUUUGUAAAUUCUGAAAAUAUUUGUUAAAAUACUCAGUUUGAGCCCCAAAUGGUUUUCAUUGUCUUAUGUGUGUUAGUUAAAAAAACCCCUAGUAUUCUGUGUACUUGCUCAGUGUUCAUUUGAACUAGGACACUGGUUAUUCUGCUCCAACUAUAAUUGGAACCUAAACUAAGGAGCAGAGACGCCAAAGUAUGUCCCCCCUAGCAGAGGCCAGAAGUGAGAUACUGUCCUUUCAGGCUGUUUUGUUCAGUGUAAACUGAAGAAAAUCUGUAAGUAAACGUUAAGAGCAAAACUAAA